GGCACGCUCUUCGAGGCUAAGUUCCUCAAACAUUGAGGUUGAUGUCAGAGAUUGCUGCGUUGCUCACGAUGAAGGUCUAUGGCUGGAUAGCAGUGGCGGGAUGGCUCGUUCAGGCUCAACAAGGGUCCCCUCCCAUGGUGCACGUGUCUGAAGGGGAGACGGUGGAGCUCAACUGCACUCACGUCUCUGAACUCCCGGUCCUGUGGCAAAGAUACCUGGGAGGGAGCCUGAUCUCCCUGCUGGACCACAACGAGGACGGACACUUCAGCCUGGCCGCGGACAACAGCUCUCUGACGGUGCAGCGGGCGCGAAAAAAGCACAGCGGCAUGUACCUCUGCCAGAGUAGGAAUGCAGCGUACCUCACGGUGGAUACGACCCUUCAGGAGGACCAACCAGGAUCCUCGGAGGAAGAUGAGGCGGAGGAUACGACCACACCAGUACUGGGAUCUGCUCACUACUGGAGGAUCCCGGUGGGCGUGGCGGUGGGCAUGGCACUGGGCCUGGCACUGGGCGCGGCCCUGGUCCUUCUGAUUCAUAGGAAGCAUCGUUUCAGGAAAACGCUUCAGAACCACAGGAGCGACCCUACACCCGACCCCGUCAUGACCUCUGACCCGACCUCUGACGGGCUGUAUGAAGAGAUCCCGGACCAAGGCGACGUCCUGCGACGGGAAUCUGGCGGAGGAAACGUUUAUCAGCUGGCCUAUGCCCCGCCCCACGGUAACCAGCUCUACGCCACUGUUAAUAAACCCAGGAGCGCUAGCCCGCAGCGCUAGGAAACUACGCUAGCCUCUGCUGCUCUCUAUUGGAGAGAAUUCUGACCAAUCACAUCCCUCCUGUGGGGAAAAUUAUAAUGUUGUAAUGUUUCAGAUAUCUGGUAUUUUGUGUGGGUGAUUAUGAGUGACUUUCAUCAAUUAAUAUAAUGUUCUGAAUAAAUGUUCUGUAACCGUAGAAAAAUACA
Messenger RNA from Gadus morhua (Atlantic cod), 958 nucleotides. RefSeq lists its product as uncharacterized. The coding region runs from base 42 to 773 and encodes 243 amino acids. The transcript is spliced from 2 exons. NCBI's taxonomy places the organism in Eukaryota, Metazoa, Chordata, Actinopteri, Gadiformes, Gadidae. The record is from RefSeq and is a predicted model, not a curated record.